AUGAACUCAAAUACAACCCGCGCACGAAGCUCGACGAACCUCUGCCCCUCCAGACGCUCAGCAAUGAGGCGAGAAAAUACGACUGAAUUGACCAAAACCAGACCAUGUGGAACGGAUCUCCCAAGAUACCAUGUCUUCAGUCAGGUGGACAGCUAUUACAAUAGCGCGAGGUUGGUGGCUCAGUGGUUAGAGCUCGAAUUUACUGACCGAGAGGUCCGCGGUUCGAAUCCGACCUCUGCCUGUCGACUUCCUCUGUCUAGGCUUGGGCAACCGGGCAGUAUUCCAGCCCUCGCGUUUCCUUGGGGUGGUAUGGCAGCUAGACACCAAAAAGAUGCUAUGGCUGGAGGAAAAACACACGAGCUAAUCCAAGAAAUCGCUUUAAAUCAUAUUCAUGUUGCGGUCAGUAGCUGUGGAAUAUUGCGGAGAGCGAUUAAAACUGUGAACGAGAAGGACGCGCUACCGAUCUCACAUUCACUUCAGAGUACCAAUCAGUACCAGCAGAACGCAUUGACUGGUCAUAUUCUUCCCCAAACUUGUUCCUCUGAAGUGGCAAGAGGACGGUUGUAUCCUCGGUACAGUGAAGAGAGUUGGAAUUUGGAUACGGAAGUUGCAACCGCCAACGCAACUCAGGAACGCGUUGAGGCUGAAAAUACCCGGAUACAGGCUUGGAAAACGAUCCAAGAUGCUGAGAAGCAGACACGAGAACAGCAAAAGUUGACUACAGAUAGACUUAUUUUCAUAAAGGAAACUACUCACAAGGUUGAUGAAAACUCCUCGACAACCAACGAGCGGUUUCGCCCUUCUUGGAGCUCAUCAAGUAGACGCAGUCCCCAAGUUUCCGUCAACCUUAUGUUCUACUUGAACCCAAAUUGGAAUGUUUGCGAGAAAUACACUAAUUUGCAAAUCGAUUUGGUUUUCACAAGAGACUCAACCGAAUCUCUCGUUUAUGAUAUUCUACAACUGAAUGUCCUGCACACAGGCCGCAUCAUGCUUCAUUUGGCACGAUAUUCGGGAUAUCGCAAUAUAUAUUUCAUGAAGGAAACUAGAAACCGCAUUCGAGAUAUUGAAUACUGGCGCAACGAACUACUGACCGAGAUUCGACUAGCUGAACAGGAGACAGACAGAUGCAGAGACAGCAACCACGGUACAACAAAAUCAAUUCGUCACAUGAUUAAUCCAGCGUACCGACUGCCGUUAAUCCACGGCGUCUGUAUUCCUCCCGUUUUUAUUAUACAGGAAAAAUUAAGAAUUCUUGGCCUCACUAGACAUCACCUGACUAAGCCUCUACAGCUUGCACAAGAAUGUCUACAAACCCGUGAGGGACGAUGUGGCAUCGAUGAGGUGAAGGAUUCUGUGGAACGUGCUCUGAACAAAGUGAGUUACGAACUUCAUCGCCUGAAUUCAAGCAAUGCUGUAUUUCUCGAAAACAGUUCAAGUUGGGUUCAAGUAGAUCAUGAGGUUGGCAGAAACUCGGGACUGCGCCUACCUGAUGAGCCCCAAGAAGGGCGAAACCGGAUGUGGGCUGUCGAACAGUUUUCAGCAACCUUCCCCCGUACAACCAUGGCCUACACAACUAACAAUAUUCUCAUGCCACAUCGGCCGUCGCGUGGUGCCAUCAGCCGGGUCGCCUUACUUGCUGCAUACAGCAGGGCGGGUAAGCGAAAACAGGCUACUGCUGACGCCUCCCUUCUUUCUCCUUCACAUACUUUUUCUUCCCCCUCUCCCCUCCCCAUUAAUAACUCUCUCCUUGAAAUCCAGGUGAUUAAAGAAUGUAUGAAUCAGGUGGAGCAACAUUCAGAAAAAGGGGAAAUACAACUGAAGUUAAGUCAAGCAGCCCAAAAAGAAUUACAGAAGGAUGUGGCCAACAAAAACCACGCUUAUCGGAUCGACAACAGAAUAUAUGGAUUAUCCAACUCCUCAGACGGCAUCAAAUUACAUGAAGGGAUAGAACUUGUGGAUGAUACAAACAGUAUCCCGGGAUCCUGGGUUGAAUUUUCCAAAGGCAAUCUGCAGCGAUCGCAAAAGCAGCGAGUCGCCUCAGAACAACUCAGAGAUGCCAUUGAUCGUCUCAUGCGAAACGUGAACAGCACGAUUUACGGCCAGUUCACUACCGUCAAUAAUGCGCUACAGACACGAAUUGCGGAAACAGUAGCUGCAAGAGAUCAAUUGAGAUCCGCUCUGAAAAAGGUGAUGCAAGAACUGUAUGACACAGAGCAAUUGGAACAGUUCCUUCGUGGUAGCAUGGAAGACAAGCUGAAACCCCUUAAGCUUGCUGAGACCCGCUUGGCUGAAAGAACUAGGAGACAGAAUGUUGAACUGUGUUAUGAUGACCCGAUGAAGAGUCUCCAGGAGGAAAUCAUGCAAAUCCGCCAGGCCAUUCGACAAAUGAAGGACAAACUAGACCAAACACAAGUCAGCCUUUCACGCCUGAGACGCAACAAAGUCUCGUUGGAACAGAGUAUAGCAGUCAAAGAGAACUCGUUGCAGAUUGACCAACGCUGUUUAAACAUGCGGAAGACAUUCCCCAUUAGCGAUAAACGCGGAACACUGUUUUCCAUUCCAGUUGGGUACUAG
Messenger RNA from Opisthorchis viverrini, 2574 nucleotides. RefSeq lists its product as hypothetical. The transcript has 13 exons. Gene Ontology annotation, biological process: cilium movement involved in cell motility; cilium assembly. NCBI's taxonomy places the organism in Eukaryota, Metazoa, Platyhelminthes, Trematoda, Opisthorchiida, Opisthorchiidae. The record is from RefSeq and is a predicted model, not a curated record. Bases 1 to 2574 code for a protein of 857 amino acids. Gene Ontology annotation, cellular component: microtubule cytoskeleton; nucleus.